AUGCACUUGUUCAAGGUACUAGCUGUUUUUUCUUUUACCAGUCUAAGCACGGCAAAAUGUGCACCGGGAUGUGGCGACAGUGAUGCGUGUAUUGGGACUGAAUACUGCACCACUGCGACCUUCACAACGCCCAGCUCGACUGUUCUGACGACAUGCGUGCCCACAGCAACCUGUCUUGGGGUGUACGCCCAAUGUGAUUUUGGGAGUGGCAUGGGCUGUUGCUCGGGAUAUUGUGCGGCGACCAGAUGUCGACCCACCGAUGAAAAGUGGCCUAGCUGUAAUGAGGAUGAUGGGCCAUGUCUGGCUGAUGAGAAUUGUUGUUAUGGAAAUAAGUGCGUUGAGGGUCUUUGUAAGAGAGGGGUGCAGUAG
Molecule: messenger RNA, 369 nt
Organism: Penicillium manginii
Lineage: Eukaryota; Fungi; Ascomycota; Eurotiomycetes; Eurotiales; Aspergillaceae
Exons: 3
Coding region: 1-369 (122 amino acids)
Source: RefSeq, a predicted model, not a curated record